AUGCGGAACUUUCUCAAAGCCGCCAGUGUUCUCAGUACUUUGGCUAGUACAGCUCUUGGUCAUGGAUAUGUCUCUGGCAUUGUAGCAAACGGUGUCUACACAAAAGGGUGGCAAGUAGGUUACUGGUAUGACAUCGUCAACAAGGUCCCGAUUCCCCAGACUCCGGGAUGGUACGAGGAGGCCCUUGAUAUUGGCUUUGUACCACCCACCGAGUAUCAAAACCCCAACAUCAUCUGUCAUAAGAAUGCAGUCAACGCCAAUGUCUCUGCUACGGUUGCUGCUGGUGGGACCGUACAGUUCCAAUGGACGACCUGGCCGCACAACAUCGGACCUGUGGUGACCUAUGUCGCCAAUUGUGGUGGGGACUGUAAGAGUGUUGCAAAGAGCACUCUCAAAUUUGUCAAGAUCGACGAGUCUGGAAUCAAUUUCUCUACACAAGUCUGGGCAACAGGUGUACUUAUGGCGAACAACAACACCUGGACUACCACGGUUCCUAAAUCACUUGCCCCAGGGCAUUAUGUUUUCCGCCACGAGAUUAUAGCACUCCAUGGUGGCAGUGCAUUGAAUGGAGCUCAGAACUACCCCUUCUGUGUCAACAUCGAUGUCACGGGGUCUGGCACACAGAAGCCUGCCGGAGUUCUGGCAACGUCCUUUUACAAGGCGACCGACCCAGGAAUCUACUUCAACCCCUACACGACCUUGACGAAUUACACUAUUCCCGGGCCUACCCUGUGGAAGGGAUAA
Molecule: messenger RNA, 744 nt
Organism: Cadophora gregata
Lineage: Eukaryota; Fungi; Ascomycota; Leotiomycetes; Helotiales; Ploettnerulaceae
Exons: 5
Coding region: 1-744 (247 amino acids)
Source: RefSeq, a predicted model, not a curated record